Salvelinus fontinalis (brook trout) is the source of this 660-nucleotide messenger RNA. RefSeq names its product interleukin 6 (interferon, beta 2) (gene il6). Gene Ontology annotation, biological process: myeloid cell development; neutrophil differentiation; T-helper 17 cell lineage commitment. The transcript has 5 exons. Gene Ontology annotation, cellular component: extracellular region. Bases 1 to 660 code for a protein of 219 amino acids. Lineage: Eukaryota; Metazoa; Chordata; Actinopteri; Salmoniformes; Salmonidae. Gene Ontology annotation, molecular function: cytokine activity; interleukin-6 receptor binding. The record is from RefSeq and is a predicted model, not a curated record.
AUGAAUUCUUCUACACGCUAUCUCUCUCUCCUCUCGGUGCUCGUGGUGUUAGUUAAGGGGAGUCCAGUGCCCAGCGCGCUCUCUGAGCUCAUGACCUCCGGAUGGACCUCAGGAGAGGAGCUCGGGACAGACGGUGAAACGGGCGCGCCCCCGAAGUGGGAGCAAAUUAUCAAGAUGCUCGUUCACGAGGUAACCACCUUGCGCAACCAACAGUUUGUGGAGGAGUUUCAGAAGCCCGUGGAAGAGAUGCCAUCGUUCUCACAGCACCAGGUCCCAUCCACCCCCCCACACCUCUCCAAGAGUCUCUGCUCCACCUCCAACAAGGAGGCAUGUCUGCAGGAGAUCAGUCGGGGUCUGCAAGUGUACCAGCUUCUUCUUCAGCACAUUAAGGCUGAAUACCCUCAAUCAACCCUAGUCCCCUCUGUCACACAACAGACCACUGUCCUGAUAGGGCUGGUCAAAGACCAGAUGAAGGCUGCUGAGGUAGUAGAGGACCUGUCUGCCAGUGAGAGGAAGUGUGUUCUGGGUGAGGUGCCUACAGGGACAGAGUGGGAGAGGAAGACAAGCGUUCACGCCAUCCUUAGGGAGCUACGUAACUUCCUGGUUGACACCAAGAGAGCACUCAGCCGCAUGGGAAAAAGUGGCAAAGACUUCCAGUAA